UUCCAGUUAUCAACACCAAUAAUAACAUCUUUUUUUGAUAUAUUUUCAAUAUAUCAACAUAAAGUUAUACAUCAAAUUAUGAACGAUUUAGUUACUGUAAAUUUCAACGAAAUACAAUCGGAAGAAGAGCUUGGAAGAGGUAGCUAUGGUGUUGUCCACAAAGCAUCGUGGAAAACUGAAUUAGAAGUGAGACAAAUUGCUGUGAAAAUAAUUGAAGAUAAACAAACCGAGAAUAUUAAUUUCGAAAAAGAUAUUCACCGAGAAAUCCAGAAUCUACAAAAAUGUAUCCAUCCCAAUAUAAUAACGUUAUAUGGAGUCUCUAUAAACACCAAGAAUAACAUUUGCUUACUGUUUGAAUAUGCGGAUUGCGGAUCACUCUACGAUUUACUGCAUCGCAAGAACUUGGAAGUUUCAUUCAACGGGAAUCUUGAUUGGAUACUACAAUGUGCCAAGGGUAUAGAGUACUUGCAUAAAAAAAACAUAGUUCAUCGGGAUCUUAAAACACACAACCUCUUACUUUUCAAUGGGUAUCGCACAUUGAAAAUAUGCGAUUUUGGUACAGUCAAAGAACUUGUAACAAUGAAUACAGAAUUAGUUGGGACUAUUUGUUACAUGGCACCAGAAGUUUGCAAUGAAAAUGGAAAAUACAAGGAAAAGUGUGAUGUGUUUAGCUUUGGAAUCAUAUUUUGGGAAGUUAUGUCAAGGAAGAAGCCAUUUUACGAAAUGCUCUCAGAAGAUAUGCAUGUAUUGGCUAUUCAAAAUCAAAUUAUUGAUGGAAGUCGUCCGAAUAUAGAGGAUGCGAUGAAUUUUGAGGAUUCUGAUUGCGUUAGGCCAAUAAUCGAAAAGUGUUGGGAUCGUGUUCCAGAAAAUCGGCCGACUAUGCAAGAGAUUUGUGAACUUCUCCCUAUGUAUCCUUUAGCUUACAGUUACAUAAACGUUGAGGAGAUUGAACUUGGCAAAUUUAUUGGACGAGGAAGCUAUGGUUUUGUCCACAAUGCAUUUUGCCUAAUAAAGGGCCAAAUCAAAGAAAUGGCUGUGAAAAUAAUACAAAAGUACAGUGAGGAAAACGCAAUAUCUUUCUUAAGAGAAAUGCGUAAUGUUAAAAUGUUGAAUCAUGAAAAUAUUGUUAGAUUAUAUGGUGUCUCUAAAUAUUACGACAAUAGCAUUUGGUUACUGUUUGAGUAUGCGGAUUGUGGAUCACUCUACAAAUAUUUGCAUAACAAGAAUAUUAAAAUUACACACAAUGAGAGGAUUGAUUGGUUAGUCCAGUGCGCGAAGGGUAUUGAGUACUUGCAUAGAAUAAAUAGAAUUCAUAAAGAUUUGAAAACACAGAAAUUAUAUCUGUUCGAUGAAUAUCGUACAUUAAAAAUAUGUGAUAAUGCUGCAGUGGGAGAUUUUGCAGAUAUGAAUACGACACAGGAAAAUAUUGCUCGCUAUAUGGCUCCGGAAAUUUGUAAUGCUAGUGGCGAAUUUACAGAAAAGAGUGACGUGUUUACCUUUGGUAUUAUUUGCUGGGAAGUAAUGUCCAGGAAGAAGCCAUUUGAAGAAUUUAAAGACAUGGAGAAAUUGGUUCUGCAAAAUAAAAUUAUAAAUGGGGAACGUCCGGAUAUAGAUUAUUUGAAGGAGUAUAAAGAUGCAGAUAGUUUAUUGCCAAUAAUUAAAAAAUGUUGGGACCAAGAUCCAAGUAAUCGGCCGCCGAUGAAUGAAUUGUGUAAUCUUCUUCCCAAAUAUCCUCGUGCUUCCACUAAAGUAAACUACAAUGCCUUAAAACUGGGCACAUAUAUUGGAACUGGUAGCUAUGGGCUUGUCUUCAAAUCAACUUGGCAAACAGAAUAUGAAGUCCGAAACAUUACUGUAAAAAUAAUUCGAGAUGCACAAAAACAAAAGGCCAUCCAAAAAGAAAUUUACGAUUUAAAAGAAUUACAUCAUGCGAAUAUUGUCAAACUUUAUGGUUUUUCUAUUGAUCGCGAAGAUAGAAUUUUGAUGCUCGUUGAAUAUGCAGACUGCGGAUCGCUCUGCAAUUUAUUGCAUCGUCCAGACAAGGAAGUUACAUUCUAUAUGGGCCUUGAUUGGAUAUUGCAAUGCGCCGAGGGUAUGGAAUAUUUGCAUGGCAAAAACAUCCUGCAUCAGGAUCUUAAGACAGAGAACUUGCUACUUUUCGAUAAUUUUCGGAUAUUGAAAAUAUGCGACUAUGGUAGAGUAAAGGAAUUCGCUACCAUGAAUAAGGAGUUCAGUGGGAUAGAUAAUAGGGCUCCAGAGGUUCGCACCAAUGGGAAAUAUACAGCAAAAAGCGAUGUGUUUAGCUUUGCCCUUCUUUCAUGGGAAGUAAUGUCUAGAAAAAAAUCUUUGGCGACCAUAAUGAAUGGUGAACGUCCAAAUCUGAUUGAAAUGAUGAAACAUGAGGAUAUUGAUGUCGUAAAAUCAAUAAUAAUGAAGUGCUGGGAUCAAGAUCCAGAUAAACGACCGACGAUGAAAGAACUAUGUGUACUCCUUAAAAUUUAUCCGUUAAUUAAUUUUGAGGACAUACAAUUUGGAAAAAGGUUUGAGAGGGGUGGCUUUGGUGUAAGUUACAAAGCAAUUUGGAAAACCGAAGGUCAAGAGAAAGAUGUUUCUGCGAAAAUACUGCUAGAUAAAACUUCAAACUCUGAGAAAGUUUCAAGAAGAGCAGAAAUGCUUGUUCUGAAAAAGGUUCACAAUUUAAAACAAUUGAAUCACGAAAAUGUUGGCACAUUAUACGGCGUCUCCAAAGAUCCAGAAAACACCAUUUACUUCUCACUUUAUGAGUACUCCGAGUGUGGAUCAGUCCAUAAUUUCCUACAUCGCACGAAAAACGAACUAACCUAUGUUGAAAAGAUCAAUUGGAUGUUGCAAUGUGCUAAGGGUGUGCAAUAUUUAUGGAGCCAAGGAAUUACUCUUCGGUUUAUUAAACCACACACCUUAAUGCUUUUUGAUGAUUUUCGUACCUUAAAAGUAUUCGAUUAUGGAUCAGCGAAAGAAGUAUCAAAGUUUAAUAAACAAGAAAUGGUGCAGUUUGUUUAUAUAGCGCCAGAAAUUCAUGAUGCACGUAAGAAUUCUGACUUUAAAAAAAGUUUAGUAUUUAGCUUUGGCAUUAUUUUUUGGGAAGUAAUGUCUAGGAAAGUACCAUUUCACGAUUAUGAAAUAGCAGACGUGCCUAAAAUUAUUAUUUCUGGAUCUCGUCCGAAUAUAGAUGAUAUAAAAUCAUGCAACGAUGCUUAUCUUAUCAAACCAAUAAUUGAAAAGUGCUGGGAUCAAAAUGCAGAAAAUCGACCAACGAUCAUGGAACUUUCCUCAUUGCUUUCAUAUCUAACUGCCGGAAAGAUAAUAAAAUAAGAGCUGUAACGUAAAAAUUGUAGUAUAUAUAAUGUUUUGUUGAACAGUAGACUAGGUGAUUCAGAAAACGUGGAAGUUUAGAAAACGAAAUUAUCACAUAAAAUC
Drosophila sulfurigaster albostrigata is the source of this 3456-nucleotide messenger RNA. Its product is annotated as tyrosine-protein kinase JAK2-like. The transcript has 17 exons. NCBI's taxonomy places the organism in Eukaryota, Metazoa, Arthropoda, Insecta, Diptera, Drosophilidae. Gene Ontology annotation, biological process: protein phosphorylation; JNK cascade; positive regulation of canonical NF-kappaB signal transduction. Gene Ontology annotation, molecular function: magnesium ion binding; ATP binding; MAP kinase kinase kinase activity. The record is from RefSeq and is a predicted model, not a curated record. Bases 79 to 3351 code for a protein of 1090 amino acids.